This is a messenger RNA of Petromyzon marinus (sea lamprey), 6558 nucleotides long. RefSeq names its product casein kinase II subunit alpha-like. Gene Ontology annotation, cellular component: cytosol; protein kinase CK2 complex; nucleus. Gene Ontology annotation, molecular function: protein serine/threonine kinase activity; ATP binding. The record is from RefSeq and is a predicted model, not a curated record. Gene Ontology annotation, biological process: peptidyl-serine phosphorylation; peptidyl-threonine phosphorylation; regulation of cell cycle. Lineage: Eukaryota; Metazoa; Chordata; Hyperoartia; Petromyzontiformes; Petromyzontidae.
GAGUUGGUGGUGGUAGUGGUGGAGUUAGUGGUGGUGGUAGAGUUAGUGGUGGUGGAGUUAGUGGUGGUGGUUGUCCAGCUGUGGGCUUCACCGCCUGGUCACCUUCCAGGGUCACCAGUUGACCCCAUUCGGCGUCGUUGGUCACCCCCAGCCCCCGGCGAUUCAUUCAUUCGUCGCCCCCUCCCGAGGCCGAGAGAGGAGGGGGGCCUUGCUGGGGGCUCUGUCAGUCACCCCGCCUGGCCACGCGUCGGCCCGCCACGGGGUCGCACGUCUCGUCCCUCGGCCACUUGGCGAGGCACCAAGGCCACCGGUCGGGUCAGCGGCUGGGCCAAAUUCCCCGCCUGCCGGGGAAGCCCUCGGGUGACCCGUCGGCCCGCUCGCGGGCUCAUCUCUCGGGGUCCCCCCCGGGCCACCGAUCGCAUCGCCUGUUCGCUCAUUCGCGGGCCCCCCUGUUGGGACUCGCGUGCCACCCGCCGGGGUACCGGCCGCGCCAGCUGCGUGCCGGUCUCGAGGGCCGGUGGCGUCUGGCCAUGUCGGGCGGGGUGGUGGCCGUGGUCGGCGGAGGGGGCGGCGGCGGCGGAGGCGGCGGCGCGGUGCCCGCGGGCCCCACGGCCGUGGCCUCGAGCCGGGCCCGUCUGUACGCGGACGCCAACACGCACCGUGCCCGCGACUACUGGGACUACGAGGCCCACGUGGUGGACUGGGGGAACCAGGACGACUUCCAGCUGGUGCGGAAGCUGGGGCGAGGGAAAUACAGCGAGGUGUUUGAGGCCAUCAACAUCACGAGCAACGAGAAGGUGGUCGUGAAGAUCCUCAAGCCGGUUAAAAAGAAGAAGAUCAAGCGGGAAAUAAAGAUCCUGGAGAACCUGAGGGGAGGUCCCAACAUCAUCUCCCUCGUCGACAUCGUCAAGGACCCUGUGUCCCGCACGCCGGCCCUCGUGUUCGAGUUCAUCAACAACACAGACUACAAGCAACUCUACCAGACCCUGUCGGACUUCGACAUCCGCUUCUACAUGUACGAGAUCCUCAAGGCUCUGGAUUUCUGCCACAGCAUGGGCAUCAUGCACAGGGACGUGAAGCCUCACAACGUGAUGAUCGACCACGAGAGUCGGAAGCUGCGUCUCAUUGACUGGGGACUUGCCGAGUUUUACCACCCGGGCCAGGAGUACAACGUGCGCGUCGCCUCGCGCUACUUCAAGGGCCCGGAGCUGCUGGUGGACUACCAGAUGUACGACUACAGCCUGGACAUGUGGAGUCUGGGCUGCAUGCUCGCCUCCAUGAUCUUCCGCAAGGAGCCCUUCUUCCACGGACACGACAACUACGACCAGCUGGUGCGCAUAGCGCGGGUUCUGGGAACAGAAGACCUCUUCAACUACAUUGACAAAUACAACAUCGACCUGGACCCGCGAUUCAACGACAUCCUGGGCAGGCACUCGCGCAAGCGCUGGGAGCGGUUCGUGCACAGCGAGAACCAGCACCUCGUGAGCCCGGAGGCGCUCGACUUCCUGGACAACCUCCUGCGCUACGACCACCAGGCGCGGCUCACGGCGCGCGAGGGCAUGGAGCACCCCUACUUCUACCCCGUGGUGAAGGAGCAUGGCCGUAAGGGAUCGUCUGCCGGCCUCUUCAGUAGCAGCAGCGGCGGUGGCGGCAACGUGCCCAGCAACGUGGCGGCCAUCAACUCUCCCCGCGGGAGCCUGACGGCCGUGGGCUCGAUGCUGUCCCCUGCAAACGCCGCGGGGGGGGGUCCCCGUGACUCCCGCCACCGCCAUCGCCGGGGCCCCCCAGUGACCGAUCCCCGGGGGACCCCAUCCCCCCACCCCCCCGCCCUUCUCCCCACCGACAAGAUAACACGCACACACGGAGGACAAUCGCACGCCCGCGCUGUCCACCGGGAAACAAAAAAACGCAAGAAACGCAGAGACUCGCUCGGCGGUGGGGGGGGAGGACAAAGAGGACGGAGAGGAGAGGAGAGGAGGACUGAGAGGAGAGGAGAGGAGGACGAAGAGGAGAGGAGGAGGACGAAGAGGAGAGGAGGUGGACGAAGAGGAACGGGGGCCUCUCUGUGCCCGCGGGCGCACGACGCCGCCACCACCACGCUCCGAGCCGGCACGCGGAACUGCUCUCGAAUUUUGUCCACGGCGCAGAUUCGGCGCGAAGCCGCCCGCGGGGGGGGUGGCGGUGUGGGGGGAGGGGGGGUGGGUAGGGGGGGGGGGGGGAACAUCUUGCACGCGACCUCGUCAGUGACUCCUCUCCGCCGGUCAGUCUGGCAGAGAGCAUCGGAGAGUUUGAGAGAGAGUUUGGGGGAAUCUGGGACAGUUUUGAAAGGGUUCUACCCGGGGGGGGGGGGGGGAGUUCAGGAGUCUGGGGAAGGAAGUAUGGGGGAGAGUUGGGAUGAUCUGGGGAGAGUAUAGGAGAGCUUGUGUUGCAGGGAGUUUGGAAGAGUCUGGGAGAGUCUGGGGGAAUCUGGGAGCGUUUUGGAGAGUUUGAGGAGCCCGGCUGGUGGCUUUGCCGUCAUCGUUGCGCCGAGUCGGCUUUGGAGUUGGUCACCCGGCACCGUGGCGGGGCCCCCGCUGUGGGCCUCUUGCGGGUGGGAGGACGGCGCGCCCACAGAGCACAGUGGGGGUGGGACGGGGCGGGGGGGCGAGGGGGGGGGACGAGGGGGGGGGGCGAGGGGUGGCAUCAUCGCAGCCGUGUUGGAGGCAUCGAGUUUGCAACGUCGUGAGAUACUGGGUUCGGAUUUGGGAGUCUGCCGCGAGUGGUGAGACCGGCCGUUCCGAGCGCGGAGACGCGGUCUCAGCCCGGUCUCCGUUGACUGCACACACGCACACAAAACAUCGUUUUGUCGUUAAAUUGGGCUAAAUUCCAGCGGUUGAGAGCUCACAGGUCGGCGUGCGAUGAACACGCGUGUUGCCACGCGUGCCGCUAGUCGCGCGUGCAGUGCUCCCAAGACGUUUCCCCCCACGUAAAGGAGGGCAGCACUAACAGACAGAUAAAUAAUCAGUGUUGUUAUUGUUUUGUAAACCUCGCACGCAAUGUAAACCGGUCUUGGCCAAACGUCCGUAAGUGCUGAAAAAUUACGAGCAGAAUAACAACAAUAAUGUAUUAUUGUCAUAUGAUAUAUUAUUGUUAUUGAUAUUAUUGUAACUAGCAGGGCGUAUAGAGAGGCUGCCCCCGUAGGGUGAGGGAGUUUACUUGAAGCAGCUUCGGAAGCGGCUGCUGUCACCCACUACCGUCUGGGCUCCCCGUUACACGUAAGGCGGUAAACGACCGCUCGCCGUUACGAAGGGAGAGGGGAAAGUCUCGGCGAUGGAAAACAAACAACUACAAACGAUAUCGGAAUCGUGGUGGAGCUUGGAAGCAGAAUUUCAGCGGUGAAAGUGAGGCCAAAUUGAUUCGAUUCGAAGCGAGAUCAAGGUGUUGAGGUUUGGAGCUUACCGGGGUGAGAACUCGACAAGAGAUCAGGAUAGGGGGGGGAGUCUCUCAUUCGUCACCAUGAUCUUCGGGUGGGGGUCAUCGAAAUGACAAACGCAAAAAUAAAAAAACAACUCCUCUAUCGCCCCGAGGAAACGGAAAUUUUCCAAACGUGACGCAGAGUGCGGUGUGCUUCCCCCUGGCUCCUCAUGCACCGGGGUGCCCCGGGUUGAAAUCUCCACCGGAUUCCCUCCGCCGACUCUCACCGGGACGCUCUGCCCACGGCAACAACGCCUCACCGUCACGCGCGGCCCCCACACCCCCUCCCCACCUCCGCCGUCCUCAAUCCACUGCUGGAUGGACCCCCCCCACCCACCCCUUGCGCCAUGUUGGUCAUUUGGUCACGGGGGAAUGUUUGGCCACGCUUCCCCCGGCCGGACUGUUGGGGUCAAACCGCUUUGACCUCGGCGACGCCCGUCCGAAUAUUGCCCCGGUCACUCGAGAGGUCGCGGGCCGUAGGGUCGCGGGAUCCUGCUCGGUCGUUGUGCAUCCAAUUACUUUCGCAUUUAUUUUUGUUUUGAGUUAGCGUGGGGGAGGAGGAGGGAGCGGUGGUGCAGCGGUUGUCCUGCGUGACCCACCAACCCCCCGCCGCCUAAAAGCAGCGGAUCUCGACAGCUCUUUGCCGAUCCACCGCCGGACGAAGGCUUUCCUCGCGCGCAGUGUCGACCAUGCUUCGCCAUGCCGGACCGGUUCCGGUGUCGCUCCCCGCUCCUCUCGCUCGCCGUCGCCGGGAAUCGAACUCUGGGGGCCGCCGCCGCCGCCGCCGCAGUCGGGGACGGGAGACGUCGUCGUCGGUGGCCACGGGGGGCCGGGUCCUCCCGGCUCGCGUCACUCCGCUGCUGGAUGAGGGAUUCCUCGGUGCGUGCGUGUGCGCGCGCGCGCAGGCUUGUCCCUAGGGGUUAAGUCGACAGGACCUCGUAAGGCCGGGCGCUCUGCGAGUCGGUAACGGCAGCGGUGGGCGUGGUUGCGUGUGGGGGGGGGGGGGGGUGUAGAAGUACAAUACAACAGUGGGUUGUGCCCGCGCUGAGCACAUCGACAGCGGCCAAUGGGAAGGACGCCGAGCUGUGUCGUGGCCCCCGGGGUUCGGUCGUUAACAUUUUAAUCUGGGCGGGCGCCAGUCGCCCCGUGAGUCGCCCCGUGAGUCGCCCCGUGAGUCGCCCCGUCGUUUUGGAUUUGGCAUUCGUUUUGAGUGUCCACUUUGUUUUAAAACCGGUGACGGCGGGCGGCGGUCAGUCGGCAGGUCGCGUGUGGUGGUGCGGUCGAGUGUGGUGUCAUCUCCCACCUCUCCCAAGACUGUCUGGGAGAGUUCGUCAAAUGCUCUCCCCGGGGGGGGGGGGUCACUCUCUAGAGAGCGAGCGGUUGCAGGUCUGCACCUUUGCCCCUUCGCCGUGGUUAAUGUUCCGGCCCUUUGCCAUUCCAUUAUCAGUUUGCAGCCCUGAUCCAGCGGCGGAAAUUCCACAUUCGCGUGGCGCGUGGUCCAUCCAUCCACGCAUCGACGAACUGGUGCCGUAUCGGUCGCUGUAGAGACCCAUUGCGGGUUCGUUAAGAGGCGAGAGUCCGGUGACAAGGUGAUGAUGGCCCCCUGUGCCGUCACGCCCAGCUCAUGAUCGGUUGGGGGGAGUGGCCGUAAGUGGAUUUCACUAAAAUUCUGAGCUGUCGAUGCGAGGUGGUGGUGGUGGUCUUCCUACCCCGGGGGGGGGGGGGUGAUAGUCUAUGGGGAGCGGCCGGACAUCUCGCGAGGUCGCCUCGGAAGGCAGCUCCACGCAAGGUGAGGUCUCGUCGUGUUCUGGUGCGAGUGGAGAUGCCGCGGCCGCUGCUUGGCUCCACGCGAGUGCGGCUCGGGACGACGGCGAGAUCUCCGUCAAGGUUUGCGAUGGUCGCACAGGAGGUUGACACGCAACGGGUCUCUGUGAAGCUGCCAAGUCGGUGAUUGGAGCUCUGUGAACGCAAUGGAUGUCCACGGCCAUAGAUGGACCUCUGAAAGUCGGAACUGCGGUCACUGCGACGUGUCCGCUGUUAAAUGAGCAUCUUGGAUGUUGUCUUCCGAGCGAGAUGGAACGAGGCGGGCACGUCGCCGACGUCCGAUAGGUCGGUUUGGCGUAAGGGGGCCCAACCCACAGGCCGGGCAAAACUAUUAACCGAAAGGAGCGGGAGGGGGCUGAUGUUUGAACGCAACUACGUAGCGUGCAACACUUUUAACAGAGUGCAGCCUUAACCCCACCCCCCCCCUGCUCCACCAGCCCAGUGAGCCGACUCCGGAUUAUUCGAAGGUCCACAAAGUUAAAGAGACGCGCGCCUCCAGCACGUGCCCAGUGUGUCAGAGCUGUAACAGAUUGGGUCUCCCCCACACACACACACACGCGGCUAUACCGCCAUUGUAAGACGCACCCCACCCUCCCCAACUUUUUGCUUUAACAUACGGGGGAGGGAGGGGAGGAGGGGGAUCGUCACGCGUAGAGAAAGCGGCCGCUGCUUGGGGGUCGACGCAAACUCGCGAGUGUGACGAGUCCCCAGUUGGACGCCGCCUUUGCCUCCUCCCCCACCGCGCUCGGAUUUCAGCCAAUCGGAUGGCAGGAAAAGUCAGCCGAUUGUGACGGGGGGGGGGGGGUGUUGUGGUGGGGGGUGGGGUUUUGCUUGGUCGUUUUGUUUUACGAAAACAGUUGCCUGCGACCGGUCGCUUGCAACUCGCGCAGGACCGGUUGCUCGCGGCGGAGACGCUCGAUCUUGCCCCGCGUGGCUGCGGUCGUCAUGAACUUUGACCGCAGCCGCUUUAAAGUUCCCUCGCCGCUCGCUCCCUCGGGACGUGGAGCGGCGAGGAGGCCGAGACGGGAACGGCGCCACGUCGAGAAGCAGCGGCCAUCGGUGCCGCGCGGCUCGGCGGCUCUCCGGGGGAGGAGGGCCGAGGGUGAUUGGAGCCGCAGCGAAAUUUAAUUUCGUGAGUGGAGUACGACGAUGAAUGCGUGGAUCUAGACACCCCCCCCCCCCACCUCGCCCCCCCCCCCUCGCCUCCCCGUGUUUGUUGUGCUGUGCGGUGCAGAUUUGAAACAGAAAUAAAAGCUACUCCAGCCUUUUUCUAAAAAAAAA